CAUUUCAUUACGUCUGCUUAGCCAGACGUGUGCCAUCCUCAUGCUUUGCCCGUAAUGGUCUCAUCUUAUUUUCUACCCAUAAUAAUGACACACUUUAUUCAAAGUUUUCGUUGCAGUGUAUAAAACGGGUAUGGUAUUUGCCCUACAUGCUAUAUCAUGAUUUCUCGCGAAACGCACAGGAGACUGCCUAUAUGGUAAUCAGUCUGAUAACAUUUGACAUGAGGAAAUCUUCCGUGUGUCUCGAUCGUUUCCAAACUUCGAAAUGAAUGAGUAACUUCGCACGUCGACAUGCUUAUGUGCUUUGCCCAUUCAAUUUUCGUUUCCGUAUCGGUCCUUCGUCAUAGUCUGUAAACCCACUGAACACUACGCGUUGGUGCUCGACUGUUGAUUUUCUUUUAUAUAGCGUUACAACUGACGUAGUUCGUAUGCGAAUUGGUCGCACGAUCAAUUGAGGUCUUCAGUGAUCGCGGCUGACUCGCAGCCCUUAUUCCUUGUAUGUUCAAUCAGCCCGGAUCCAAACCGAUUAUGGAAUCAUGCAGGAAGACAAUAGUAACUAUUCGGUAAUGGUAGAAUUCAAACCAUAGUGAUACUGCGCUUUUACUAAUGGCUUUAGGACUUGAUCCCUUCUUGUACAUCGAAUACAACGACGGGCUGUUCGAAAUAUCUCCGACACCUACGCGCUUCUGUUAAAUUACUUUUUUUUUUUUUUUGAAUUUUAUGAAAAGGCAAUACAUUUUGAGAGAGCCUAGAACAAGAUUUUGAGCCUUUUAAACAAGUACGACAGGAGUCUGUCCCAGGUUUUAUUAGUUUUGGUCUGCAGGUUCUUCAGAUGCUCAAGUGUCGUCACUGGGCUGACAUCCAUAUUACGAACAGUAAAUUAGAAGGAGCCUUCCGGAGUGCCGCAAGACUUCAUCGUUCGAUAAAGACAUAGAUUCGAACAAAGCGCUGAGUGUUUAUGCGUCUUCGCGGUCAUUCGUCAUCCAAGCACACAAUGAAACUCAGUGCGUCCUAUAUAGUCGUUCUUUUACAAAUAUAAUUGCGAAUUGCUUUUAAGCCACUGCUUCUCAGAACGCUGUGUUCUCGGCCUUCUCGUCCUCUUUUAACCGCUUCAUUAUAUUCUUUUUGUAGGUAUGCAACAUUAUGCUGAGCGCAGUUUUUUUUUUUUCUAGAAAUAAAUACAGCUGAGAAAUAUGUUCGCUAAUCUGCGGCCAUACUUCCUGCCCGUGUAUAACGUGUUGGUCCAUUAUCUCUCGAGCUAUCUGGUUGCAGGUUUUACCGUAGCAUAAGCUCUUUUUGAACGGUCGAAUCUCUGAGGAUAGUCUUGUUUAUCACGGAUAUGCCCGACUAUGCAGAAUUUCACUAAACAGUGGCCUAAACCGAUCGGGUGAAAAUGCACUUCAAUGUUUGAUACUGAGUCCUCGUUGCCUAGGACAAUGUCUAGAAGGGAUGUUGUGUUUGCCGUGCAUACGUUAGGAUCCGUAAUGGACUGUACCAGCUCACGAUUGGCAGCAAAGUUGCCGCAUUCACUCCUGACUUCUAAAUCCGACAAGGUUCGAAUUGUAAAAAGGAAAAAGAAGACGAGGAAAAGUAGGAAGCGACCAGGACAGAACGGCAUAUCUUCAGCUACGGGACAGAAUGGUGCUUCUGGCUUAUCAGGUCUUAAUAUAAUGCUUGAGGAUCCUCACCAUUUUCCACCUCUUGGCGUCGAGUUCGUUCCCGAUGUACCUAACGUUUGUCAGGUCGCAGUGAAGGUCGGAGGCACAACCUAUUAUAACGUGCCUAUCGAUGAUCAGGCUUCAAGUCUGGACGUAGGAGCACGUCCUUUUUACAGUGGUUCGCACGUUCUGGAUGCGGAGCGCAGUCCGCUGACCGCUGACGAAAUCCAGUGGCUGUCAACAGAGGUUCACACCUGUCUCAUAGCCGAUUCAGCAGCAAAGGAAGAAGGUUAUACACCAGGCGAUGCCUACUACAUGUCGGUGACCUUAAAAAAUACAAACUUGUUCAAGACAGAGCGUCUCGUCCGUGAAGGCUUCCAACAGGCGGUUGAAGAACAGCUACGUCUUCAACAAUCCACGAUGUAUAUGCCCCCACAAUUCGCAACUUACGACGACUUUGCCUUAUGGUAUCAACUUGAGCCGGCCCCGGGACUUAUCGAGAACAAACGAAACUCAGUGUUUCUUGCCAGACACCAUAAAACUGGCAAACCUCUCGUGGUGAGGCAAAUCCACGAUUUUGUCCUUCGAAACCUACUACCCUACGCGAUCGCCGAACGAUGGGAGAGCGUUAGCCAUCCAAACGUCACCCAGCUCUACUCGAUUACGACAUCUUACCGCUCAAACGAGAAAUCGGUGAUGUUCGCCUACGAUUACCACCCGAACGCAUGCACACUUCAGCAGUUUUGUCAUACCCAGAAGGAGUACACAAUCAGCGAGACGGUCAUCUGGUCGUUUACAACCCAGCUCGUCUGCGGUAUCCGAGCAGUGCACAAUGCAAAACUAGCAGUAAGACUGCUCACACCUCAGAGGAUCUUAGUUACUGCCAUCGAUAAGUGCACUGUCCGGAUCAACUGUGCAGCGAUCGCUGACGUUAUCAAGGUCGCUGACUAUAAACAAGUGAGAGCCCAUCAGUAUUUAGCUGAUGAAUACGUGGAAAUUCAAGAGCUUCAGGCAAACGAUUUGGUCCAUCUCGGCGAAGUUGUGCUAUUUAUGAUCAGGCACCUCAAGGCACCAUCGGCUGAGCUCGAGAAUUUUGCCGACCGGUUGAUAUCUGGCCAGAUCGGAAACGUGAGCGACGUAAUGCCACAUCUCGGGCUGCAUGUUUUCGAUCAGUUGGAUAACGUUCAAGUGCAUAAAGAUGUUCUUGAAGGAGAGAUCUGCCGAGUGAUAGAUAACGAUCGACUCUUCCGGCUUCAAUAUACAGUCGAACAGGUGAUUCACAACAGUCUGCCCCAGCCGCUUGUCCCGCAACAAAAAAGCGGCAACGGUCCACGUUACGUGCAUCUGUGUUAUGAAGAGAACAAGCUAAUUCAGCUUUUCGGUGAAUUCUUACACAGGCAAAAGGCUAUAAAUGACACUUGCAGCGUUCUCAACCAGCUGGACGCCGGCACCAAUCAGAAGAUCGACCUGUGCGGAGGCCAGCCCAAAUACAUAGUAUCUUAUCGUGAGUUAAAAGAACUCUUUUUAAAACGUCGUGAACAAUUGUUGGGCGUCGAAUCAGAACGUACAACCUCGAGUGACAAUUGGUCCCCCAGUUUUCUCAUCCAAUCUGGAAAAUCAUUCGAUUAUCCUUUUUAUUCUCGCCAAGAUAUUAACCCUAAGACGCUCGCCGCUCCUCUGCCCAACGGGUUGGACUAUGGAUGCGUAAAAACAACCAGUUAUCAGGAUCACGCACUGAUUUACCAACAACACCAGCAAUUUUUACCUGAACAACAACAGCUGGAACUGCGGCAGCAGGAAUUACUCCAUCGUGAACAGCUGCCCUUUGAACCCUCAGGUCUGCCCCAUCCGCCCUUGUGCAAGCAGUAAAUUGCGAAAUGGGUUUCGUCGGAGCGGAAUGUCGACAGCAUCGCACUGCAAUCCAACCAGGUCGAGCGUGAAGAGAAAUGUGCGUUCGUUGUCGCUGAUUUCGCCCCACAAAAGAUGGUGGCACGUUUGUGUCAGCUCGAGUCGCUGUUGCAGCGUAGACCAAUUGUUUAUAAAAAGAAAAAAAUAAUAAUAAUAAACACAUCAUAGAACUAAGUAAGUACAAGCAAGCAAAUGACAGCUUGAGUCUAGUGCCACGCUUGUACUAACCUGUCAAUCAAAGCCAAAAACAAGGACUGUUUUUUUUUUAACUCAGGACAACAUCGAACCGUGUGGACACCUUGUUACUUUACGUUUGCAGCGAUCGUUGGCAGUGCGGCGCAGUGAUCGGGUGGGUGCGACGCGUGUCUCAUUAGUGGAUUUGGCUAACAUCUAGAUCAACUUAGUGAAUGGAACUUAUUAGUAUGAAGUCUACCGACGUAUGCGACGAGCUGCGCACUGUUAUCAUGUGUCAAUAAAG
Molecule: messenger RNA, 4041 nt
Organism: Varroa destructor (honeybee mite)
Lineage: Eukaryota; Metazoa; Arthropoda; Arachnida; Mesostigmata; Varroidae
Product: PAN2-PAN3 deadenylation complex subunit Pan3-like
Biological process (GO): nuclear-transcribed mRNA poly(A) tail shortening; mRNA processing; protein phosphorylation
Cellular component (GO): P-body; PAN complex
Molecular function (GO): protein kinase activity; ATP binding; poly(A) binding
Source: RefSeq, a predicted model, not a curated record